CUGACAGCUCUGCUCUUGUUGACUUGCUAAAAUGUCUCUAAAUGGCAAAACUGCUGUGGUGACCGGAGCAGCACAGGGAAUAGGAAAAGCAUUCUCAGAGAUUCUUCUGCAAAAGGGUGCAAAGGUGGCCCUCCUGGAUGUGAAUGAAACCAAAGGACAGAGUUUGAAGGAAGCUUUUGUCAAAGACUAUGGACAUGAGAAAACCCUGUUCCUGAACUGUGAUGUUCAGUCAGAAGAACAGUUCAAAGCUGCUUUUCAAAAAGCUGUUGAAACUUUUGGAGGAAUCGACAUCAUGUGCAACAAUGCUGGAAUCCUGAACGAAGCCCAGUGGGAGAAAUGUGUCUCCAUAAAUCUUAUGAGCUUCAUCAGAGGAUCUUAUCUGGCUCUGGAACACAUGAACAAGUUGACUGGAGGUCAGGGAGGGGUCAUUGUCAACAUAGCAUCCAUUGCAGGUCUUACACCUAUAAUAUGCUGUCCUGUCUAUACAGCCGCUAAGCAUGGAGUGGUGGGCUUCACUCGGGCCAUGGCGCUUGCGUCUGCUGCCUCAGGCUACGGCGUACGGUUCAAUGCCCUUUGUCCAACCGCUGUGGAAACUGAAUUCAGCAAAACAGUGCCAAACAAAUCAGGACCAUUCUCACACUUGAUCGAGGGAGUCGUAAAAUCAAUGCAAGGGAUUGGGCUCUUAAAGGUGACUGAGGUUGCUGAUUGUGUCCUCGAGCUGGUGAUGGAUGAGAUGAAAAAUGGUGAAAUCGUCCUUGUGUCUCCUCAACGAAAGGCGAACACCCCGUGUCCUGUUUUAUUCCCACCAACCCUUGUAGACGAUGCUUGAUGCCAAUGUUGCAAACAGCACAUCACUCACUCACUCACUCUCUGAGAUGGUGAGUGAGA
This is a messenger RNA of Thalassophryne amazonica, 888 nucleotides long. Its product is annotated as 15-hydroxyprostaglandin dehydrogenase [NAD(+)]-like. The transcript has 7 exons. The record is from RefSeq and is a predicted model, not a curated record. Lineage: Eukaryota; Metazoa; Chordata; Actinopteri; Batrachoidiformes; Batrachoididae. Gene Ontology annotation, molecular function: oxidoreductase activity, acting on the CH-OH group of donors, NAD or NADP as acceptor. The coding region runs from base 32 to 829 and encodes 265 amino acids. Gene Ontology annotation, cellular component: cytoplasm.